AUGCGUGGGAAGCAUGCCUCACACGAUGCAGGCCCAGAGCCUCGCGAACUGGGCAAUAAAGAAGAGGCGUCUUUUCAGGUGAUAGUGCUGGGGUCUACCGGUGGACCUCGCGAGGACAAUAUCACAGGAAUGUUGGUGAGGGCGCCUCAGUCGGAAUGGCGCAAGAGUUCCAUGAUCGCAGUUGAUGCUGGGGCGCACUUGUCCAGCAUGAUCCGCAUCCUUCAGAGAGAAAUGCCGUUGAUGUCUGAGAAAGUACCGCCAAAGGGAUACUCGCAACUAUUGGAAAAGGGACCUUUUGCAGGCCUUCGCUUUCCAAACAUCAGUGCGAAAGCCAAUGCACUCUACAUCUUCCGCGAAAUCCUCCAUGGUUUUCUCAUCACGCAUCCACAUCUGGACCAUCUCUCGGGCAUGGCCAUCAACACUCCGGCGCUCGAAUAUGGCAGAGAGGCGAAAGCAAUUGUGGCUUUGCCCUCCACAAUUGAAGCCAUCAAGAAUCACAUUUUCAACGACUGGCUCUGGCCGAACUUGUCGGACGAAGGCAAUGGAGUUGGCUUUGUGACCUACAGACGGCUAAUCGAAGGCGGAAAUCCCAGACUAGGACUGGGUGAGUCUCGAGGCUAUGUCAAUGUCUGCGAUGGGUUGGCAACCAAAUGCUGGAGCGUGAGCCACGGCAAAUGCCAGAGGAGGUCACACAGUGCGUCCUUCCAGCAUGGCGACUCUUUCGGGUAUGCGUCCGACUACAACUUUCCCUCUAGGAGACUAUCGCGGAUAUCGGACGAUCAUGGCUAUUUUGCUGCUGUCGCUCAGCAACAAUCACAGAAUGCCGGUGCCUAUCCUCCAGGGCCAGUUCAGACGUCGACUGGUCCAGUAACGCCGGGUGGGCCCCUUGCCUCGAACAUCCUGGACAACUGUCAUCUCUUUGAGCCAGUCUCGAGUUCUGCAUUCUUCAUUCGCAACGACGCGACGGGCAACGAGCUGCUCAUCUUUGGCGAUGUCGAACCCGAUUCGGUAAGUCUGUCACCUCGCAACCACAUCAUCUGGGAUGACGCGGCUGGUAAAGUUGCCAGUGGGAUGCUUAAAGGCAUCUUCAUCGAGUGUUCAUAUGACGACAGUGUACGCAACGAGGAUCUUUACGGGCACCUCUGCCCAAGACACUUGGUUGCCGAGCUCACAUUUCUGGGCAAUUGUGUUAUGAGUCGGCGUAAACAAAAGACCUCCUAUGAUGCUGUUGUCACGGAUACCACCCCAGGUAGCCCGAUUCCCACCCGACCUGCCGAAGCCUCAUCGGUACCGGAUCUGAUGAUACGACAGCCGCCGACACCAUCAGAACUGAAGCGCAAACGAAAGCGGGCGGUGAAUGGAGAUCUCGCCGUUACGCCGGAGGUCUCACGCGCCCACUUCGACGGCUUGCCUUCACCACAACCUAUACCCAGCGGGUAUGUAGGACAUCGAUCUGUGUCAUCGACGCGCCAAAAGCGCUCACACGAGCCGCGAGAAGGCGACCACGCAGCAAUCUCGUCUACUCCAGGACGUGGGCGUAGCGUCACCUUCCAGGCGGACUCGGCCACUACGCCUGUCCAACCUCUAAGUGAUCUUGCACUCGCGUCAGCAACAAUACCGACAACCCAGAAUCACCAACAUUCAUCUUCCCUCUCAAACAUCCAGCGAGAAAGACUCCCCGAACCUCUAAAAGGCGUGACAGUACAUAUUAUUCAUGUCAAGGAUACGCUGAUGGAUGGUCCUGCCCCAGGAGAUGUGAUUCUAGGACAGCUACGAGCUCUGGGUGAGGAGGCAGGGUUAGGAUGCGAUUUUAAUGUGACGAAUUGUGGGGACAGUAUCUGGGUUUAG
Molecule: messenger RNA, 1848 nt
Organism: Fonsecaea nubica
Lineage: Eukaryota; Fungi; Ascomycota; Eurotiomycetes; Chaetothyriales; Herpotrichiellaceae
Exons: 1
Coding region: 1-1848 (615 amino acids)
Biological process (GO): cAMP catabolic process; cGMP catabolic process; negative regulation of glucose mediated signaling pathway
Molecular function (GO): 3',5'-cyclic-GMP phosphodiesterase activity; 3',5'-cyclic-AMP phosphodiesterase activity
Source: RefSeq, a predicted model, not a curated record